UCGCGUCCAUCCAUCCAUCCCUAUCCCACACACCAACCCACCAUAAGUGCGAAAGAAACAAAACGGAUUCAGUGUUGUGCAAGUGCGAGUGGGACAGUGAGAUGUAAGCGCCGCUGCCGACUGCCAUCACCAUGUGCUCCUGGGCCAUUCUCUUCAUCCUCUUCGCCAUGGGUGGCGAGGGCCAGGAGCACGGGCCGGUGUUCCUGAUGGAGCCGCCGCCGCGGUUGUUGUUCUCGAACAGCUCGGGCGCGCGUGUGGCCUGCGCCGCGCACGGCUUCCCACCGCCGCUGCUCGCUUGGCAGCUGCCCGACGGCACGCAGGUUGACUCCGUGUCUGGAUUGAGACAAGUGCUCGAAAACGGAACGCUAGUAUUCAAGCCAUUUGCUCCGGCGCAGUUCCGGCAGGACGUGCACGCUGCCGUGUACCGUUGCCGCGCGCACAACACGCACGGCGCCAUUGUCUCUCGGGAAAUGCGCGCGCAGGCAGUGAUAUGGCAGGAGUGGGAGGCGCGUGUAUCGACAUCGUCGGCCGAGACAGGUGGGCCAGCGCUGCUCACAUGCGUUGUGCCCACGUCGUUCCGCGAGCACGCUUCAGUUGCUGCGUGGUACAGAGACGACACAGUUCUGCCGGCCACUGAUCACCUCUCUGGCUCAACCCUGCUCAUGGACGAGGGCUGGAAGCUGAUCGUGCGUUCCGUGCGCGCGGAGGACGCGCGCGCGCAGUUUUCGUGCUCAGUGCUCGACUCGCUAACCGGCGAACGCCGUCGCAGCGCGCCCGCGCACAUUGAUAUAGCGCCGGCAAACACAGCGUCUGCGCCUCGCGCUAUCACGCAUGGCCCGUGGGAGGGCUCCGUUCGCCGCGGCGGAGACGUGCUGUUGCCAUGUCUGGUGCACGCCAGCCCUCCACCCACUAUCACAUGGUACCGCGAAGCCGCGAGCGGCGUGUUACGAGAACUUCGCGAAGGAGAGGGCGGUGGGCGACUAGUGCGGGCGCACGACGCGCUGUCGAUACGACGCGCCGAGCCGGCAGACGCUGGUCGCUGGGCGUGUCGCGCUGCCAACGCGCACGGUCACCUCACGCUGCGACUGCACUUAAACCUGCGCGCGCACCUCACUGUGCACGCACAGCCGCACACGCAGGUGGUAAACAGCGGCGGAACUGCUACCAUCAACUGCACAUGGAGCGGGUACCCAGCGCCUCGGCUAGAAUGGCUCCACAACGGGAUUCCUCUCGGCGCAGGAGUCGUGGGGGGAAGAGUACGGGUGAGCAGCAGCGGGGAGCAGCUGGUCAUAUCCGACGUGCACAGGGUCGAUAAGGGCGUGUACCAGUGCAUGGCUAGGAACGAGAAGGACAGUGCGCAGGCCAGUGCUGAGCUCAGAUUGGGAGAUACGGCACCAGAGCUUCAAUACACAUUCAUCGAGCAAGUGCUGCGACCUGGGCAAGUAGUUACCCUUAAAUGCUCCGCCGCUGGCUCUCCCCCGCCUCACUUCACCUGGCUCCUAGAUGGUCAACCACUCAACACUAUGAAUACUAGGGGACACAGAUAUAGCAUCGAACAGUUCGUAACAAAAAACAAAGAUGUGGUGAGCUUCCUAAACAUUACAUCCGUGAGUUCUGAAGAUGGCGGUCUCUAUACCUGCAGAGCGACCAACUCCCUUGGAGAAGUGUCCCAUACUUCUCGUCUUAAUAUUUAUGGACCUCCGUACGUGAGACCUAUUGGACCAAUCAGAGCUGUGGCUGGUCGCGAACUGGUCCUGUAUUGUCCUUACUCCGGUUAUCCAGUAAGUUCAGUGAAAUGGGAGCGCAACGGCAGCCCAGUAGAAUGGGAGAGCAAUAGUGACGGAGCUCUCAGGGUGACCAGGGUAGAGCCAUCUCACGCGGGCGCGUACACUUGCGUUGUUAUGGGCCCUCACGGAGAGAUGGCUAAGAAAGAACUACAACUCUUUGUAAGCAAUCCACCAGAAAUUGAGCCGUUCUCGUUCUCGGCCAAUUUGCAAGAGGGGAAGAGAGCACAGGUUAGCUGCAGCGUCAUCUCUGGAGACAUGCCAGUCCACUUUACCUGGCUAAAGGACAACCAACCCAUACCGUCUUCGUUACAGGUGGAAGAGCGAGGUGCUGAUUUUUUCAGCAACCUCGUAUUCAAAGAGGUGUCGGCACAUCACAGUGGGAUGUACACUUGCGUUGCCUCCAACAGCGCAGCCAAAGUUAACUAUACCGCCCAACUGGUAGUCAAAGUUUCCCCGAAGUGGGUCAUAGAACCGAAGAACGAAGCCGUGCUUGCUGGAGAGUCUGUUGCUCUACAUUGCCAGACCACGGGGUCACCCACGCCCCAGGUCACUUGGUUGAAACAGAGAGGUUCAGGGUCUGCAGAUUUUAUUCCCCUAGUGAACCUUGGCGGACGUUUCCAGUUCUUCUCGAAUGGAACUUUAUGGAUAGAGUCCGCACUACCAUACGAUGAAGGGCACUACAUGUGCAAAGCUGAGAACGGAGUGGGCUCACCACUUUCGAACAGUAUUUUCGUCGCUGUGCAUGAACCAGCGCGUUUCGAGUUGACGUCGCACAACACGACGGCACGACGGGACGCGUCCGUGACACUAGUGUGUGACGUACGGGGUGACAGCCCCAUCCGCGUGCAGUGGUCGCAUAAUAUGAACCAGCUAGAUCUUAAUACUUAUAGGUUAAGCAUUUCCGAAGCAAAGACUGAUAGUGGUUUAAGGUCCCAGUUAUACAUCAGCAGAGUCGACAGACAGGACUCUGGUGUUUACAAGUGCCAAGCUGUCAAUGCUUAUGGUCAUAGCGACCAUUACAUUUACUUAUCCGUCCAAGAGAAACCCGAUUCGCCGCACUCCCUAACGGUCACUGAAAUUUUGUCCCGAGCCGUGCGACUGUCGUGGAGCCAGGGUUUCGACGGCAACUCGCCGCUGGUGGGCUACACGGUACAAUACGCGACUCUGUCCGCCCAGGGCGCCAUCCGCUUCAACCAGUGGGACUCCGCGCACAGUUUGAACGUGUCCGUCCAUGGCGCUGGCGCUACACAAUCUUAUAUCACACUGACGAAGAAAGGUGACAUCCACUACGAGGCGUUGUUGAGCAAUCUUAAACCUCACACCGCGUACAUGAUCCGCAUAGCCGCUAUCAACCAGCUCGAUAGGAGCUUAUUCACUGAACCUGUUGUCGUGAAAACACAGGAAGAAGCUCCGUCCGAAGCGCCCACCAACGUGCACGUGACCCCCGGCGGGCCGGGCGAGCUGCACGUGUCGUGGCGCCCGCCGCCGCGCGAGGCGUGGCACGGCGAGCUUCUGGGGUACUCAGUCACAUGUACUGAGUUUGGCCCUGGUGGGAUUCCUGUACAUAAUAGUUCUAGGACUCUGACCGUGAAUGGCUGGUCAGCGACAGAGCUCAGUUUAUCAGCUCUGAGAAAAUUCACACGCUACGAGGUGCGCGUGAGAGCUUUCAACGGUGUUGCCGCAGGACCCGCUUCUACUCCUGUCUCCGCUACCACUUUGGAAGGAGUGCCAGAAUCUCAUCCAACGAGGGUAACGUGUUCAGCUCUCUCGUCUUCCAGCAUGAAGGUAACGUGGAACCCUCCUCCCCUUGGCCAGCACGGCGGCAUCAUACAGGGUUACAAAGUUAUUUAUACGCCGCUCACCAGCGAUCAUGAUGUGGGGGAGAUUAAACGAGUAACCACAACAGACACUUACCUUCACGCUCUGAGGAAAUACACCAAUUACUCCAUUCAGGUUCUGGCUUUCACGAACGCUGGCGACGGCAAACGAAGUCCACCUGUUUAUUGCAUGACUGAGGAAGAUGUGCCCUCGCAACCUCAAAAAAUAAAAGCGUUGGCGUUUUCCAGCGAUUCUGUUCUUGUAAGCUGGUUACCGCCCUUGUAUCCCAACGGGAUCAUAUCCCAUUAUACUGUAUACUUUAGGGAAGCGGGACGAUUAGGUAAACAUUCCAGUUUCACAGUGUCUGCAGACAAGAAAACAGAUAUUGAACUGAUGUUUCAAGUUCGAAACCUUCUAGAAAGUCAAUUGUACGAGUUUUGGGUGUCGGCCACGACGGGCUCUGGAGAAGGGGAGUCCACUCCUGUAGUGGGUCAAGGACCAAAUGCUAGAAUACCAGCACGCAUAGCUUCAUUUGGAGGAUUAAUAGCGGUUGGUGUUGGACAGCCAGCUUUGCUAACAUGCACUUGCGUUGGUGCACCGGCCCCCAGGUCGCGGUGGACGCACGGAAGAACGCCUGUAACACAUCAUGCAUAUUAUCAAGUCACGCAUAGAGGACAUUUACAUAUUCGAGAAGUAAACGAGCAAUCGUCAGGCAAUUUUACCUGCACAGCAAGCAAUACGAUCGGCGAAGAUUCGAUAGUCUACGUGGUGUCAGCAAUAUUACCUCCAGCUGCGCCUGCGCUGUCUUUGCAGUACACUACUGCUUCGAGCAUUAAACUGCAUUGGCAGUUGGCAGCUACUGAUGUCAAUGAACCUAUUUUAGGAUAUCUCCUGCACUAUAAACAAGCAUCAGAGCCAGAUUGGCACACGGCAGAACUUUCUAACGAAAUGACUUCCUACACAAUGGACAUGCUCAAAUGUGGCACCACGUACAAAGCCAAAAUACAAGCACGGAACAAAAUUUCCAUCGGGCCUCCUAGCGAAGUUCUUACAGCUACAACAAGAGGAGGCCGCCCUAAGCCACCCAAAGCAGAAGAGCACGUAUACAUGAACACAACGGCAAUAAAGAUCAACUUCUACGCAUGGCGUGAUGGAGGCUGCCCUAUUCUUGGCUUUCGAGUGUCAUAUAGACGCGCUGGAUCUGAACAUUGGAUUAAAGUGGGCGACAACCUUAGCUCGGCCAGCCAUGUCCUUGGAGAUUUGACACCUGGUACGUGGUACGAGUUGGCGAUAGAAGCAAGCAGUGACGCGGGAAUCGAACGAGUCACUUUGUUUGCUGACACACACACUUUGACUGGAGCACGUAUUCCUCCACUGAAACCGUCGUCUCCGAUUGCGGGUAGCGUCCGUCAGACGUCGCUCCGCACCGUCUUACUGUCGUGCAUUGCCAGUGCCGUAGUCGUCUUGUGUGCACUUGCCGCUGUUAUUUGCCUCGUUCAGCACAAGAGAAAAUUUUUUUGCAUUUCAAACGAUCACUACAUGCGAGAUGACAGGAAACUAAGCGAAAGCAACGAAGCAGAGCGAGAGAAGCUCCGUGAAGGACAGAAACUCUACUCGUCUUCUUCAAUUAACGGAAAUGAAAAAUCUAACGAUGACUCUUCAGCAGAACUUUACGAAAUCAGCCCAUACGCGACUUUUGGCGUAUCAGCGGCGCAUUCGCUGCAGUUCCGCACGCUGGCGCGCCGCGACGACGACGCCGCCGCGCCGCCGCACCGGCGACGGCAUCGCGCUUGCGAGCAUUAUCGAUACGACGAAUCGAGCCUGUCUAAAUGCUCGACAGUGGAGGCGCGGCACCGUCUGCGCGCGGCGAGCGCGGGCACCGCCAGCGGGGCCGCCACGCCCGCCGGCUGGCGCGACGCGCACACCGACUCUGACGAUAACAGCGACAGCGCUGCUAACACCACCACCAAAGGCUCGGGCGAGUCGCCGGGCAGCGUGUACGGCAGCGGGCGACGCAGCGCGCGCACCACCAGCAGUGGAGGCCCUAAUGGGAGCGACGGCCUCUCAGGGAGCUUCGCCCCAGUCCCCGCCGAUAUAUCUUCUCUAAUCGACAAAUACCAACAAAGGAAGGAACAGGAACGUCGAGAAUGCACAAUACACGUCUAGCAUUCAGUGUUAUAAAAAUUAUCCAAAAAGGUCUUCCUUGCCUUAAUAAUGCACGUUUUCCGUGCGGAUUUUUUAGUACCAGUUUCUAAGAUUGGACUCAAAUUUUUCUCAAAAACGAUAACGGUUUCUAAAACUGACGCCACUAGUUGUAAUAUAUGUAUGUCCCAUAAUGGUUUUUGAAAGGGCUUAAAGUUUGUGAUUACGUCACAUGAUGACAAAAAGUAACUCCCAAUUGCAUAGUGUUAAAUUAUUAUUGUUAUGUAAAAUAAUGUGAUUUAUCUAAAAGCUGUUAAAAAACAGUCUAGAGUUUUAAAUUGAAAAUGUAUUGAUAAAGUGUAAAUACUAAAUCGUGAAAACAUACUUAUGGUUAAGUAGCUUACUGAGACGGCAAACGA
Hyposmocoma kahamanoa is the source of this 6166-nucleotide messenger RNA. It is a transcript of the gene Dscam3, whose product is annotated as Down syndrome cell adhesion molecule-like protein Dscam2. The record is from RefSeq and is a predicted model, not a curated record. Gene Ontology annotation, molecular function: protein binding. Bases 132 to 5771 code for a protein of 1879 amino acids. NCBI's taxonomy places the organism in Eukaryota, Metazoa, Arthropoda, Insecta, Lepidoptera, Cosmopterigidae. Gene Ontology annotation, biological process: cell-cell adhesion. The transcript is spliced from 39 exons.